Molecule: messenger RNA, 1728 nt
Organism: Truncatella angustata
Lineage: Eukaryota; Fungi; Ascomycota; Sordariomycetes; Amphisphaeriales; Sporocadaceae
Product: cytosolic Fe-S cluster assembly factor nar-1
Exons: 1
Coding region: 1-1728 (575 amino acids)
Biological process (GO): iron-sulfur cluster assembly
Cellular component (GO): cytosolic [4Fe-4S] assembly targeting complex
Molecular function (GO): 4 iron, 4 sulfur cluster binding
Source: RefSeq, a predicted model, not a curated record
AUGUCCGCAAUCCUCUCAGCCGACGAUCUGAACGACUUCAUCUCUCCUGGUGUGGCUUGCAUCAAGCCCGUCGAAACCUUGCCUGCCCCGCCCCCACCAACGGACGAACCCCUCGAACAUGAGGUGAUACUCGAUGGCGGCGCUGGCAGUCAGCAGGCCCCUGCCAAUGCGAAUGCGCCAGCGCAAAUAUCCCUCACAGAUUGUCUCGCGUGUUCGGGUUGCGUGACAUCAGCAGAGGCGGUAUUGGUCAGUCUACAGAGCCACAGUGAAGUCUUGAGCCUUCUCGACGCCGCGCCCGGACUGCAAGUACGACAAGAUGCGAACGGUAGCUGGACCGUUGAUGGUCUCGAGAACCCCGAUGCCAAGUUGUUUGUUGCCAGCGUCAGUCCACAGUCGAGGGCCAGUCUAGCUGCGGCGGUAGGAGGCCGAUUGGGUGAACAAGCAGCCGGCAACAUGAUUGCACAACUCCUGGGCGGAGACUCCGGUCUAAGAGCGGGAGGGAAAUAUAACAAUGGGUUUACCUGGGUAGUGGACACAAACACUGCACGAGAAGCCUGCCUGGUCCUCGGCGCAGAAGAGGUGCUUGGCGACGCAGUGGGUAACGGUAAGGCUAUCAAGCCCAUCAUCACAGCGAGCUGCCCCGGCUGGGUAUGUUAUGCCGAGAAGACACACCCUCACGUAUUGCCGCACUUGUCCAGGGUCAAGUCGCCUCAAGCGCUCAUGGGUACGUUGCUCAAGACAACUCUGAGCCGCCUUCUUGGCAUCUCCCCAGAUCGGAUAUGGCAUUUGGCAGUAAUGCCUUGCUUCGACAAGAAGCUAGAGGCAAGCCGAGAGGAAUUGACCGAUGCCGUAUGGGCAGGUGACGGAAAGCCCGGAAGGGGUGUACGAGAUGUGGAUUGCGUCAUCACCAGCAAAGAGAUCCUCAUGCUAACCGAGUCGAGAGCCAUGAACUUCUUUGACCUGUCUCAAGGGCCGCUCUCGCCAUCUCACGUUUCCUCUUUCCCCGAUCUGGCUGUUCAAAAGUUCUUGUUUCCGCUACGGAGGAAGCAACAACGUGAACCCGCAGCUGGGACCUCUGGCGGUAACUUAUACUACGCUCUUCAGUACGUUUCGGCUCAGCAUCCCGGCUCAAGGAUAGAAACAAUUCGAGGCAGAAAUGCAGACGUCGUCGAAUAUAGCGUCGUUUCGUCAGAGGGCAGGUCAAUAUUCAAAGCUGCCAGAUUCUACGGCUUCCGUAACAUACAAAAUCUCGUCCGCAAGUUGAAGCCGGCGCGGCCAUCACGCAUGCCAGGGGGUAAACCUCUUGGUGGCUCCCGUAAGCUGGAGUACCAGUAUGUUGAGGUGAUGGCGUGUCCUGGUGGAUGCACCAAUGGUGGUGGACAAGUCAAAGUCGACGAUGCCGUUGUGGUCGAGAGAAAGGGCAUCGGAGCGAAACCCGGUCCUCAGGAACAGAAAGAUUGGUUGGCUGAGGUUGAUGAGGCCUAUUUUUCGGCCGAGGAAUCGGAGUUUGAGCCUGAUGGUGGUGAUUUGGCAGAUGACACUGUUGGCGGUAUUUCUCUAUCAUACAUUCGAGAUACCCUAACGCAUUGGUCUAGCAUAACUGGUAUAGACAUAGAUAGAUUGGCGAUGACGACCUAUCGGGAGGUCAUCAGUGACGUUGGGAAGAAUAAGCCUAGUGACACAGAGAGGGUAGUUCAACUGGCAGGAAAGAUAGGAGGCGGUUGGUGA